AUGAAGCAAACAAAAGGGCUCGAGGGUGACCAGAAGUCCAUCAUAAAAUUUGAAUUUAACCCCAAAGAUGGGAUUGACAACCCGGCUUUGUCGCUGGCUGAGGACAUGGAUGGCGAGGGCGUGGGGGAGCCCCGCUUCUAUGUCCUGACCAAGGGCAGCACGGAGACCUUUGGCUUCUGCCUCCACAAAGAGCUGGGCUGCCAGGGCCACAUCAUCCGGCAGGUCGAGCUGGGGGGGCUGGCCCAGCGCAGGGGGCUGCAGGAUGGGGACCGGCUCCUCCAGGUCAACGGCCACUUCGUGGAUGACAUGGACCACCGCAGGGUGGUGCAGAAGAUCAAGGCCAGUGGGAACCAGGUCCUACUGGCAGUGCUGGAUGGCAACUCCUACGAAGCAGCCAAAGCCCUGGGCAGGGACCUGUCCCAGAUGCUGCCAGCUGACAUCCGCCCACGCCUCUGCCACAUCACACGGGACAAAAGCGGUUUCGGCUUCAGUGUGUCGAGUCCAGAAGGCAUGAAGGGCACCUUCCAGCUGUCAGUGCAGCAGGACGGGCCAGCAGAGAGAGCAGGGGUGCCGCCAGGGUCCUGGCUCCUGGAGCUGAAUGGGGCCAGCGUGAGGACCUACUCACACACGCAGCUCGCCCGAAAGCUUAAGCAGAGCGGCAGCAAGGUGACACUGCUGGUGGCAUCCAGUGCCGUGGAGGAGUUUUACCGCCUGCGGGGCCUGCGGGUCACAGCCGCCUUGGCGGACACCUCCUGGCUCCCCUUCAAGGUCCGGGAGCUGCACAUGGUGAAGGGUCCGGCUGGCUAUGGGUUUCUGCUCAAAGAGGAUGACUGCAGCUCAGGUGCCACAGGCCAGUUCCUGUGGGAUGUGGAUGCGGGGCUGCCAGCUGAGCAGGCAGGGAUGAAGGAAGGGGACCGUCUCCUGGCUGUGAAUGGUGAGAGCAUUGAGGGGCUGGACCACCAGCAGACGGUGCUCCGGAUCCGUGCCCAUGAUGACCAGGUGACACUGCUGGUCAUCGACCCCGCUGGAGAUGAGUUCUACCAGUCGAUCGGGCUGUCCCCCCUGCUGUUCUUUGACGACAGUGACCCUGUCUCAGGCUCCUGCACGCCCUCCCUGCCCUCUCCCAGUGGCUCCCCUGGACUCUGUCAUGUUGAGGUGGGACCAAAAGGACCUGGCUCCUGGCUUGUGGCUGCUGCCAACAGUAUAGGAUUCACACAGAGCCCACGCCAGGAGGAGCAGAGGAGGCUGUGUGAGGAGUUCUAG
Messenger RNA from Nipponia nippon (crested ibis), 1263 nucleotides. It is a transcript of the gene NHERF4, whose product is annotated as NHERF family PDZ scaffold protein 4. Gene Ontology annotation, molecular function: signaling receptor binding; protein-membrane adaptor activity. The record is from RefSeq and is a predicted model, not a curated record. Gene Ontology annotation, biological process: protein localization to plasma membrane. Lineage: Eukaryota; Metazoa; Chordata; Aves; Pelecaniformes; Threskiornithidae. Gene Ontology annotation, cellular component: apical plasma membrane.